AUGUACCACGUGGUCGGUUUGAGUACGAGACCUGUAUUUGUCGUGAUCGCGUCGUGCGAAAAACGGCUCUCCGGGCGGGGUGACCGCGAAGGGCAGUUCGGUACGUUAUGGGGAUCUGUCUCACCCCUAGCCACAACGUCGUCUAUCAAUCGCGCUAGACAAGUGAACGGCGUUCUAGUGGUGGGGAGGGGGUGUGAGAGAGAGUGUGAGUUGGAAGGCGACGGUGAAGAAGGGGAAAAAAAACGUUUCUGA
This is a messenger RNA of Macrosiphum euphorbiae (potato aphid), 252 nucleotides long. Lineage: Eukaryota; Metazoa; Arthropoda; Insecta; Hemiptera; Aphididae. The record is from the annotation of a GenBank genome assembly.